Protopolystoma xenopodis is the source of this 864-nucleotide messenger RNA. The record is from the annotation of a GenBank genome assembly. NCBI's taxonomy places the organism in Eukaryota, Metazoa, Platyhelminthes, Monogenea, Polystomatidea, Polystomatidae.
CGUCUUAGUAGCUACGGUAUAAAAGUAGAAGAACUAACUGGAGACCAUCAGCUCAGCAGAGAACAGAUUUUCGACACUCAAGUGAUUGUCUGCACACCAGAAAAGUGGGAUGUGAUCACACGCCGGGGGGGGGAUGAGCGAGCCUAUAUUAGCUUGGUUCGGCUUAUCAUUUUUGAUGAAAUUCAUCUUCUUCAUGAUGAUCGUGGCCCCAUACUUGAGGCGAUUGUGGCCCGUACCUUACGUGCUGUUGAGGCGAAUGCUUCGACCACUUUAGUAGUAGAUGGCUCUUCUGCCCUGGAAGCAUGUGGAGUUCGCUUAGUCGGCCUCAGCGCUACUCUGCCUAAUUAUGAAGAUGUGGCAACCUUCUUGCGAGUAGACUGUGCCAAAGGUCUUUAUGCAUUUGACAACAGCUACCGCCCGGUUCCCUUAAUCCAACAAUAUAUCGGCAUUACUGAAAAGAAAGCAGUCAAACGAUUUCAAUUGAUGAAUGAAAUAGUCUAUGAUAAAGUCGUUGAACACGCGGGUCGCAAUCAGAUCCUGAUCUUUGUUCACAGCCGUAAAGAGACAGGCAAGACUGCUAGAGCUCUCAGGGACAUAUGUCUCGAGAAGGAUACUAUUGCUGCGUUUAUGAAAGAUAAGAAUGCCUCUGCCGAAGUACUCAGACAGGAAGCAGAACAGGUCAGUUUGGUUGGUUUUAUCACACUUCAUCUUUUGCUUUACUAUUGCUUUACAGCAGAUCGGACUCUUUAUCAAAUGAGAUAUAUUCAUAAAGAUGGCAAUAGAAAAAUUAUCCUUGGAUUUCUGGAGCUUAACUUCCUUGAUUGCUCUAAUGAUCUUAAUAUAUUUAUCUAUUUUGUAUUUUAA